Molecule: messenger RNA, 1786 nt
Organism: Dendroctonus ponderosae (mountain pine beetle)
Lineage: Eukaryota; Metazoa; Arthropoda; Insecta; Coleoptera; Curculionidae
Gene: U2af50
Product: splicing factor U2AF 50 kDa subunit
Exons: 9
Coding region: 215-1516 (433 amino acids)
Biological process (GO): mRNA processing
Cellular component (GO): U2-type prespliceosome; nuclear speck; nucleus
Molecular function (GO): pre-mRNA 3'-splice site binding; poly-pyrimidine tract binding
Source: RefSeq, a predicted model, not a curated record
AGUUUGGCAAUCCUGUUUGCAAUGUCACACCGCAUUGUCGAUUGGGGUUGUGAUUUAUCGGCCAUUUUAUAAUAUGCAAAACAUACCUUUUAGGUAAAUUGUGUUGUAGUUUCCAGUUGAUCUUCGUAUAAUUAAUACGGCUACGUCGUAAGUGAGUGCUUGACAAAGAAAUUUCUUAAAUCGUUAUACCAUAAGCCGGUGGUAGAAUUAAGUAAUGGUCAAUAUGAGUGACGAUAAAGAAACGAAGGAUUCUUCUGACCGAAAUCGCGAACGGGAUACGAAAGAUCGACGAAGAAGAUCCCGAUCCCGUGAGCAUCGCCGUCGUUCCAGAUCUCGAUCCAGGGAGAGAAGGAGAAGUAGAUCCAGGUCGCCGAGGGGACAUAAAGGACAUUCCAGAAGGAGGAAACCUUCUUUGUAUUGGGAUGUACCUCCACCAGGUUUCGAACAUAUUACUCCUCUUCAAUAUAAAGCCAUGCAGGCCGCUGGUCAAAUACCUGCUAAUAUUGUCGCGGAUACACCACAGGCUGCGGUACCUGUCGUAGGAUCUACCAUCACUCGCCAGGCCAGAAGAUUGUAUGUGGGUAACAUUCCAUUUGGAGUAACUGAAGAUGAAAUGAUGGAGUAUUUCAAUCAGCAAAUGCAUCUAAGUGGCUUGGCCCAAGCUGCUGGAAAUCCUGUCUUGGCCUGUCAGAUUAACUUGGAUAAAAAUUUUGCUUUUCUAGAGUUUAGGUCUAUUGAUGAAACAACUCAAGCUAUGGCGUUUGACGGUAUUAAUUUCAAAGGACAGUCACUGAAAAUUCGCCGUCCACAUGAUUAUCAGCCCAUGCCAGGUAUGUCAGAGAAUUCCAUCAGUGUUCCAGCAGGCGUCAUAAGCACCGUUGUACCCGAUUCUCCGCAUAAAAUAUUUAUAGGGGGAUUGCCGAAUUACCUGAACGAAGAUCAGGUCAAAGAACUGCUGAUGUCUUUUGGCCAAUUGAGAGCUUUCAACUUGGUUAAGGAUACCGCAUUCGGUUUAAGCAAAGGAUAUGCUUUUGCCGAAUAUAUUGAUAUCAGCAUGACGGAUCAGGCGAUUGCUGGAUUAAACGGAAUGCAGCUUGGCGACAAGCGACUGAUCGUUCAACGAGCAAGUGUGGGAGCCAAAAAUGCUACAGUUCUACCGGCUGUUCAGAUACAAGUUCCGGGUCUCAGUCUUGUUGGUGCUUCCGGCCCUCCAACUGAAGUUUUGUGUCUUCUCAAUAUGGUUACCCCUGACGAAUUGAAAGAUGAAGAAGAAUACGAAGAUAUUCUUGAAGAUAUAAAGGAAGAGUGCAACAAGUAUGGGGUGGUGCGAAGCAUAGAAAUUCCAAGACCAAUAGAAGGAGUAGAAGUUCCCGGAUGCGGAAAGGUUUUCGUGGAAUUUAAUUCAGUUUUGGAUUGCCAGAAAGCCCAGCAAACAUUAACCGGACGAAAAUUCAGUAACAGGGUGGUGGUGACUUCAUACUUCGAUCCCGAUAAGUACCACAGACGAGAAUUUUAAAACUAUAAUUAGAGCGAGUUUUUUAAUUUCAUUUAUUAUUGAUUUCAUUUAGUUGUCCAGGUUCUGCAGAAUUGAUUUGUUUUUUUGAUGAGUGAUUUAAAUAAGGACUGAUAACGUUUUUGUAUGCCUGAUCGUGGAGUUUUUUAACAGCUGUAAAGUGAUUAGAAAUGAAGUUCGUAUAACUCAUAGAAAGCCAAUUCGUAUUCGUAUACCGAGCUGUAAGAUAACCAACCUUGGACGUUAUGGGAAUAAACAUCCGUUAGAAAUCAA